AUGGCGGAACACUCCAUGCCGCGAGAGGAGAUCAUUGGGGUUGUGAUUGGGGCCGUGGUGGUGUUUUCCCUGAUCAGCGUGAUCCCAAUGUUGAUCAUGUGGUAUCAUCGACGACGAGCUAUACGAGCUGCCCGCAACCAAAUCGCUCCAGCAGUCUAUCAGGUACCUCUGCAGACUGUGAUGGAUCGAUGGUUGGAAGAACAGAACAUUCCCACCAAUGCUCAACGAUACGGCCAAGACACUUGCCCCAUCUGUCUCUCCGCACUGUCGUCAUCUCCCUAUCCCUGCUGUCCCGAUCCAGCCGUUCUGGCCCAUCACCAACAAUCCGACUUAUGCGGGGCGCACCAUCCCCCGGAGAGCAAAAUCCUCAUUUUGAACCGAUGCAAGCAUGCAUUUCACCUCGCAUGUCUCAGAUCCUGGUUCGAAUACCGUCGAUACAAGUGCCCGAUUUGCCAAGCUUCGUAUUCGCCCGAUGAGGAGGCAUGA
This is a messenger RNA of Penicillium bovifimosum, 486 nucleotides long. RefSeq lists its product as uncharacterized. The transcript has 3 exons. Gene Ontology annotation, molecular function: ubiquitin protein ligase activity. NCBI's taxonomy places the organism in Eukaryota, Fungi, Ascomycota, Eurotiomycetes, Eurotiales, Aspergillaceae. The record is from RefSeq and is a predicted model, not a curated record. The coding region runs from base 1 to 486 and encodes 161 amino acids. Gene Ontology annotation, cellular component: endomembrane system.